AUGAGCAAACAGGCUAGUGGAUCUUUGUUAUUGGCGUGGCAGGUUAAGGAUAAACACUGUCUUGUUAUUGGAUCAGGGGAGGUGGCAUUAUCCAGAAUCAACCAUUUGAUCGUUGCUCAAGCAAAGAUAACAGUUAUAACAGGCUUGACAAAAGGCGUGCAUCCUUCAAUACUCGACUUGAACAAGCAAGGCAAGCUAUAUCGCUUGAUCCAGCGUAACUACGAUCCCGCGGGCAACGAUUUAACCAUGUAUGAGCAAACCACAAGUGGCAAUGGCAAUGGCAACAACAAGCUAAACUACAAACACGUAACUCCAGAAGACUAUUCCCACAUUUCGAGAUUGGUCAACGACACAUUUGCUUGUGUUUGCUGCUGCAUUGAUGAUUACGAAUUGAGCACCAAAAUCUACUACCAAUGUAAACUAUUGAGAUUAGCGGUGAAUAUAGCUGAUAAACCACCAUUGUGUGAUUUCUAUUUUGGCAGCAUGAUUAACCAAGACAAUCUACAAAUCAUGAUAAGCACCAAUGGCAAAUCACCAAGAUUAUCCAAAAUGAUCAAGGAUAACAUUGCAAAUGAAAUUGUCAACAUUGACUUAAACAGGGCAAUUGAAAACUUGGCAUUGAUUCGAUCAAGAUUGAGGAAACAGAAACUUGUUGACGAUGAUUUAGUUACCAUUGAAACCAGAAUGAAUUGGAUCAAAACACUUACUGACUUCUUUACUUUGAAGCAAUGGUCGGUUCUAACUUUCAAGGACUCAGAUGCUGACAAGAUCAUUGGGUACUUCCCCGAGUUCCCUCCAAGAGAUUACCAACAGUUUAAGGAAGCCAUCUUUGAAUGA
Lodderomyces beijingensis is the source of this 837-nucleotide messenger RNA. NCBI's taxonomy places the organism in Eukaryota, Fungi, Ascomycota, Pichiomycetes, Serinales, Debaryomycetaceae. The record is from the annotation of a GenBank genome assembly.